UAUUUUUAAGUCAUAUAUAAAUAGUUGGUAAAUUUUGUUGAGCAUUGUGUAACGGGGUUUAACCCGUUGUAGAGUAUCUCCUAUAAUACCAUUAUGCGCUUAUUACGGCUAUUGGGAAUAGGAUACGUGCUAUCCAUUGGAUCUUGCGCAAUAAUUGUAAAACGCGAAGCACCUCUGCCGUCAUCUGGUUAUAGUCCACCACCUUUCAAUGGAUUUAAUGAUCAUCACCAAGGGCUAGAUCUUCCCGCUUUUUACGAUAACUCAUUUAGUUAUUCACAACCUAAUUCUCUUUCACCUACGUAUGGAGUACCAAAUCAGAGACCUACUUCACAGUAUGGGCCGCCAUCAAAACCAGUUCCCGUUUACGGUCCUCCUCGUCAUAAGUCUAAGAAGUUAAAACGAAAGCCGUCGCCUGUGUAUGGACCGCCAUCCAAACCUUCCCAAACGUAUGGCACGCCUAGCUUCUCCUCUUUUGGAUUUGCAAAUUCUUACAGUCCACCACAAUCUCAUAAAGCGCCAACAAGCUCAAUUACAAGUUACGGACCACCACCAUCAGGCCAUUUUCCCGAAUCCAACUACGGAGUCCCGCCAAGUCCUUCCGCGCCAUCCGCCCAAUACGGCACGCCGUCGAUACCAUCAACAAAUUACGGAGUCCCAUCAACGCCAUCCUCUAAUUAUGGACCCCCAUCUCUGCCCUCCUCAAAUUAUUUACCACUAUCUCUGCCAUCCUCCAGCUACGGUGCACCCUCGGUUUCCUCACAGUAUGGUCCACCAUCAGCUCCCUCUUCAAGUUACGGGCCUCCUAACCCACCAACGUCCACGAAUUACGGAGUCCCAUCAACGCCAUCCUCUAAUUAUGGACCACCAUCUCAGCCCUCCUCUAAUUAUCUACCACUAUCUCUGCCAUCCUCCAGCUACGGUGCACCCUCGGCUUCCUCACAAUAUGGCCCACCAUCAGCUCCCUCUUCAAGUUACGAGUCUCCUAAUGCACCAAGCGCGUCUUACGGACCACCGUCAUCGCAUGGGUUCGGAUCUUCUGGACAGUCGUAUAGUAACAACGGUGGGUACGUCUAUUAAGAUGUGUAUUCGCCAAUUUAUGUUAUGUUCUUUCUUAUAUAUUGGCAUAGAUACUGCAAAUACGUUUAAUAUUGAACGCAAAUAUGUUUUAUUUCGAUUUAUGGAUAUUUAUGUUCCUAUGUACUUUCAACGGAUACGAGAAAUUCUUUUUGGUUUUCGUGUAAUCAUUAUUGUACAAAUUUGAAAUACACGUAUUCCUUCAAAGAUUAGUUUUGUGCAGCAUAGUAAUCAGAAUAAAUAUAGUACUUAGAUACCCUAUAAAAAGCAUUUUAGUUUUAUGU
Messenger RNA from Photinus pyralis (common eastern firefly), 1358 nucleotides. Its product is annotated as velvet complex subunit B-like. The record is from RefSeq and is a predicted model, not a curated record. The transcript has 3 exons. Bases 94 to 1077 code for a protein of 327 amino acids. Lineage: Eukaryota; Metazoa; Arthropoda; Insecta; Coleoptera; Lampyridae.